AUGGGAGCACAACGAAAAAGAGCUCAACUCCCGACGUAUGGAACAUGUGACUGCUUGAAGAUCCACCGCGGUAACCUUGAUCUGCCGGACAACACUUCUUCCAACUUCUAUGUCUCCAUCAAAGUCGAUAAUUUAAAAGCUCAGUCGGUCGAGCGCUCUGGAAAGCAGCCCGCCUGGGAACAGGAGUUUUGCUUUGAACUCCCGAGCAACAAGAUCGGAGACAAAAUGGUGACACUGGAAGUCUGGGAGAAGGGUUUUCUUUGGGACAAGAUCCUAGGCACUGCUUGUAUUCCUUUCGAGGAGAUUUCUGCUUCGUCGGAAGAGACGCCGCUCGCAGAUCCGAAAUGCGGGCCGAAGUGGCUUCAGAUGUACGAAGAACUUCUCCCGACGGCGGUCGGCUCAUCGAAAGUUCGCGGGCACCGGUUAACUUGCCAUGAGCUGCUCGUCGAGUCAAGGUUCGAGUCUGGCUCCGAUUUGACGCUGGAAGAAAUCCUCCUUCUCCAGACGUCAUUCGAAUCCGACUGGCGCUUUGACGGCUUCGACGGGAUCGAGUUCGACAAUUCGGACCACGAGUGCUAUCACGAGGAAGAUGAGCUCGCAGAAGACAAGCUCUACUCUGACGAGGAGCAGUUUUGCCAAACAAGCAUCGAAGAAAAAGCCGAGUGCGAUCAACACGUGGAGAACUUUGGAAGCGAAACUGAAUCACGCCUGAGCGAGCAAGCGCUCUGCUCGAACAGGAAGAGCCCGAAACGCCAGUUCUCGAAUCCGAAAUCGGAAACCGACAAUAGUUUUGUCAAGCCUUCUCUGAUUGGGGAGGACGUCCCGGCAUCGCCUUUGGAGGAAUAUCACAAAUUGCCUUCUCAGAUAAUAAACGAAGAAAUCAAGACUUCUCAUGACUCCUCGCGAGUGCCAUUUACGCCAAAAGAACAUACGAACGAACGAAACAACGAGCACAGCAUAAACCGUGCUAGAUCCGAUGAAAGACCCGACAGAACCGAGGAUAACAGCGGGUCGACGCGGCGCACCACUCAGCUCUCCUUUGUGCGCGACAGCAUAACUGGCAUCGACUUGGACGACCAAAACUUUUCCGUGGCCAAGUUCCGCUGGAUUCAAGCGGUAAACAAGAUCCGUGUGAAGAUCCGCGAGAGCGACAACGAAGGCAAUGGUGCCGACAUUCCCAAGAUCCGCAAAUCCGGCUGGGGCGUCCAAGCCAUCGCCUCCAACUUCCUCAGCUCGAUAGACUCAAUGCCCAAUUUCAAAUUGCUUUCGGGGUUGUAA
Messenger RNA from Oikopleura dioica, 1278 nucleotides. Lineage: Eukaryota; Metazoa; Chordata; Appendicularia; Copelata; Oikopleuridae. The record is from the annotation of a GenBank genome assembly.